Molecule: messenger RNA, 2589 nt
Organism: Rhizoctonia solani
Lineage: Eukaryota; Fungi; Basidiomycota; Agaricomycetes; Cantharellales; Ceratobasidiaceae
Product: DnaJ domain protein
Exons: 16
Coding region: 1-2589 (862 amino acids)
Biological process (GO): translational initiation; carbohydrate metabolic process
Cellular component (GO): cytosol
Molecular function (GO): protein-folding chaperone binding; hydrolase activity, hydrolyzing O-glycosyl compounds
Source: RefSeq, a predicted model, not a curated record
AUGGGAAAAGACUACUAUGCAUUGCUCGGCGUUAGCAAGGACGCCACUGAUGAUGACAUCAAGAAGGGAUACAAGAAAAUGGCCUUGAAAUGGCACCCCGAUCGAAACAAGGGUAACACUGAGGCAGCUUCCCAAAAAUUCAAAGAGAUCAGCGAAGCAUUCGAAGUACUCUCCGACAAAAACAAGCGGGAAAUAUACGAUCGCUUUGGCGAAGAAGGGUUGAAGGGCGGCCCACCACCGAGCCCAGGUGGUGGCGGCGGUGGAUUUGCCGGAGGUUUUCCUGGAGCCAGUUUCGGAGGGUUCCCUGGAGGUGGCACAACCUUUACGUUUUCGUCCGGAGGACCCGGCAUGGGUGGUGGAUUCAAAGCGAGCGACCCCAAUUCCGUGUUUGAACAAUUCUUCAAACAAUUUGGUGGAAUGGGCGGUGGGGGCAUGGGUGGUGGAUUCGGUAGUAUGGAAGAAGAUGACCACUUUGGUGGUGGUGGUGGCUCUCCAUUCUCUUCGUUUGGUGGCGGCGGAUUCGGCGGUAGCCCGUUUGGCGGUGGCAGCUCGUUCAGAAGCGCAGGUAUGCCUGGAGCAUUCCCAGCUGGAGAGGGCAUUCCUCGUUCUAGCGGCAGGCGGGCAAGUAGCAUGAACGGCGCGCGCAGCGAGCCGACCCAGUUGCCAGACGUCAUCCAUCCUUUGAAACUCUCGCUCGAAGAUAUAUUCAAGGGAACAAAGAAGCAUCUCAAGCUCAAACGAAAGCUUCUGGAUGGUUCAACCGAGGCCAAGGACAUCGAAAUUGACGUAUUGCCUGGGUGGAAGGCAGGGACUAAAGUUCGAUAUGCACGCAUGGGCAAUGAACGGGCUGACGGAGAGGCGGCGGAUGUCGUCUUUGUUGUGGAAGAAAAAGAGCAUCCUCGGUUCAAGCGUGAGGGGGAGGAUCUUAUUACUACCUGCAAACGAACUGUCCACACCCCUGCAUCCAUAAUCAAACCCGGGCAGGAAACCCGUAUCCCUGGUCUGGGUAUGCCGGUCAGGAAAGAAGGCAAGGUGGUGCGCAAAGGCGAUUUGGUGGUGAAGUGGGAAGUGGUGUUCCCUGAUCGGUUGACCGACUCUCAAAAGAUUGCACACGAGCACAAUCCCGUUUACGACCACGACAUGGCACAAUCACGAUACCAAGAUGGAGGCCCAGAUAUCAACAACUACUGGGACUCUUCCACUCCACCACCCCAGCGUCUGUCGGGAACAGACUCAUAUCACCAAUCCAACUACGCUUCAGGCGACAACCUCGCGUCUUACGCCCCUCCGGCUAACCCCUUUCUCACACCAACCGGUCCAUCUAACACCGCCACCCGUGGUCACUACUUUGCACCAGAGGCCGCGCUUCAAAACGUUCAAAGCAUGCAACACGAUAGGUACACAAACCUCGACGGCUCAGGCAACACCACUGGGGGCUCCAGUCCAUGGCUUGAGAAGCAACAGCGUGACAACAAGCGCACCAAAUUGUGGAUUUGGUGUUGUGGGGUCACCAUUUUGAUUCUCGUUGGCGCCGGUGUCGGCCUUGGCGUAGUCUUUCUCAGAAGUCUGGCGGGAGCAAGUCCGGUCCCACAGGACUUCUUCCGACGGCUCCAUGGUCGCGAUUCCCGGCACGGCUGGCGUUGUCUUGGCCGAUCCCAACGACCAUCCAAAUUCGAAAAGGAUUCGCGUCUCAAGAACUCAUUCUACGGGUUUGCUUAUACGCCACUCGGCGCGCUACUUCCUGAAUGUGGUGCUACCCAAGCAAACGUUACCGAGGAUAUUCAACUCUUGUCGCAACUGACUACUCGUAUUCGUCUCUAUGGCUCCGAUUGCAAUCAAACUGCGCUUGUCUUGCAAGCCAUCAAAGACACCAAGGUUGACUUGGAAGUGUUUGUCGGAAUUUACUUGGCAGACGUCAACGAGGACGAUGCUGCCUAUACUCGCCAACGCGACUUGAUCAAGGAUGCGAUUACCACAUACGGGACUGACCAUAUUGCUGGAGUAUCCGUCACCGCUGCGAAAGAGACUACCGCUACUGGUACUGCUGGGUUGGCUGCAGCUGCCAAGCUGGUUGAGAAGAUCAAGGACACUCGGCAGAUGUUGGCUGGCAUGAGCCUCAGCAAGAACCUUCCUGUCGGUACCAGUGACGCCGGAAGUUAUUUCAACACGCCGCUCCUUGAGGCUAUUGACUAUGGUCUGGCAAACGUUCACCCUUGGUUCGCUCAUACCACCAUCAACGACGCUGCUGGCUGGACAUGGGACUUCUUCCAGCAAAACAAUAUUGCGCAGGCCAAUGCGGUAGCCAACAAGCCGACCAUGUACAUUGCUGAAACAGGAUGGCCAACACAAUCUUCCAGUGUCGCGGCUCAAAAUAAUGGUGCAGCCGACGCAUCCGUAAAAAACCUUCAGGUGUUCAUGGACACGUUCGUGUGUGCAUCCAACACUAAUCAAACCAACUACUUCUUCUUCGAGUUCAAAGAUGAGCCUUGGAAGGAUGCCUUGUACGGUGGUGUUGAGGGUUGGUGGGGCGUCUUUGACGCUGACAAAAAACUCAAGGAUGUUACUAUCCCCGACUGCGCCCACCAUUAG